GCCAACUGGCGUGGUACAUCGAAUCAGUUUAGUGAGCCAUUUCAGGUCGGAUCGCCAUUUGUUCUCUGAGAAAAAAGAACCUGUAGCCAUGAAACUGAUCAUCGCCUUUGCCGCCGUCGUCGCCGUUGCCCUCGCGGCUCCCCCUCAUGACUAUCAUGAUCAGGCGGUCGUCGUGAAAGAGACCCCACUGGAUAAUAUCGGCCUCGACGGAUACCAGUAUGGUUACGAGCUCUCCAACGGCCAGGCUCAUCAAGAGUCCGCCCAAUUGGUAAACGCUGGUCACGAAAACGAGGCUCUUGUAGUCCGCGGUAGUUUCACCUACGUCGACCCAGCGACCAAUGUCAGGUACACCGUCAACUACGUCGCCGACGAGAAUGGAUUUCACCCCGAGGGAGCACAUCUGCCAGUCGUCUAAAUCCUAUUUACCUCAUAUCUGUGUUUUUACAACUUUCCAUCCAGUCUCGCACUCGAAGAAAACCUCAACCCUCUCGAUCUCUCGAUCGUAUAGCGAUCAUACACUAUGACAAACUUAGUUUUAAAUAAAUUGAUUUUUACUUAA
Molecule: messenger RNA, 559 nt
Organism: Mycetomoellerius zeteki
Lineage: Eukaryota; Metazoa; Arthropoda; Insecta; Hymenoptera; Formicidae
Product: flexible cuticle protein 12-like
Exons: 2
Coding region: 89-415 (108 amino acids)
Cellular component (GO): chitin-based extracellular matrix
Molecular function (GO): structural constituent of chitin-based larval cuticle
Source: RefSeq, a predicted model, not a curated record